AUGGCUGCCAGUUUGGUCCCAGUAACACGUCUUGCGGACUACUUUUUUGUUGCCGGACUUCACGACGACAAGCUUAUAUCAACUUACGAGGAUGCCAAAAAGGGUGAGCCUACAGGAGCCGAUGAUGUUUAUUACGAUCAGCAGAAGCAGGCUGCUGCUACAGACACAAACCCUGCCUUUCUUUCCAGCUCCCCUCCACCCCAAGCACAUGUUCGACCGCGUGGGAUGAGCUCUCCAUUAGAGUAUAAUGAUCCCAAUGAUUCAUUUUAUGACGUACUGGACCAUGUCCAGUCAGUCAUUGACACAUUCGGCAAAGACAGAGACUCUGCCCGUGAUGUGAUUGCAGUCAAAAAGGGAGCUACCCACAGAAGCGAAACUGCCCCCAUAGUAUCACGCCACAGUUCAGGUGUACGGCGUCAGUCGGCUAGACAGCGAUCUUUGCGUUACUCAAAAACAUGGCGUAGUAUAUCAGAGGCAAAUACAAAAGGUGAUACUGGUUCAACUCGACCAAGAUCUGUUUCUCUUCAUCAAAAUGCCAUAUCAUCACCAGAGCAAGAACCGGUACCAAAACCGACGGAAACAUCUAAGCCGAUAAUACCUAAUUUGCUCGAGAUCAAAUAUAUACCCAAUGUACUAUCUCGUUACCCAAAACAAGAUUAUUCAGUCAACGAACAAUUUCCAGCAUAUGUUGCAAUGUUUUGUUUCCCCAAAGAUAUAUCAUUACACUAUGGAAAAGAUCCCCCGGCAGAGCAAACUCAUUCAUUUGCAAUGACAGACGAGAAUGGAAGGUCGAUUUAUGGAACAUGCGUUGUGUUUUAUGAGCCGCUAUCUCCAAAACUAUAUGAUCCUGUGAACAAAGCAAUCCAGGAAUGGAUUCAAGUCAACAUGUCCGCAAGUACAAUAGAAUACGCCCAGCACCUUCAGGGAAAGAUCAACGACGAACAACAUCAAUUAGAAGAGCACGGAGCUAUGUUGGCUACCCUUGCUACACUUACAACCACGCCCGAAGUUCAAGCAGAACGAGAGAUUCUUGAGGAGAAAGUACGGACCUCCCAAGAGAAUUUGGCACUCUACAGCGAACUAUUGGUGCCGGUCAGAAUGGGUAUAUGUGAGGCAAAACACAUCUGGGUGCCAAAGUGUGUAGGUGUCUUGGGAGGGAUGCCAUGGAUGGAUCUCUUGGGAGAUUGGAUCCGAAUCCUUGUAGAUGCUGUAGUGGGUGUUCGUGGCCAUAAGCAUGAGAAUUCGGCAAUCAAUAUUGAGAGGGAAGUACCUCUACCUUCACCCGGUCGGUUCGAAACACGAUUGGUAAUUCAUCACCGAUCUCUCUUCUUCUCUCGUCCAGCGAUCAACCAGGUCCCAGUACUGAAGAAUUUUUCAUUAUUUCCACUAUUUCGGGCUCUAUCGCCUCAUUUGAUACUUGUGGUUAUAGAGACGCUUUUAUCUGAAGGAAAGGUACUCUUCUUGUCAAAGUGUGCAGGCAUGCUGUCAUUAGCAGCAGAGUCGUUUCGAUAUCUACUGUUUCCGUUUUACUGGCAGUUCGUAUUUAUACCUGUCCUUCCCGAAAAGCUUUUGACAUGUCUCCAAGCACCUGUACCUUACAUUAUAGGAUAUCAGGGCGAAAUUGAUGAAUUGGACGAGCACUUACCUGAUGAUGUCUGCAUUGUCAAUCUAGACACCAACACGAUGCACCAAUCCCAACCACCAAUGCCACUCCCCACACGCGCUAGACGAAAGUUACAGUCAUCUUUAGAACAAUAUGCACCUCUCCACACCAGGUUCAAAGUGCCUUACGGCGUCCCCCUACCUGUUCUUGAAACAUUUCCCAACGGUCGGCUCUUACUCAAUUGUGGGCGCUCUAAAACACAGGAUGUAUUUGUGAGCCCUGCACAGAGACGUGAUUCUGAGAGCUCAGAUGGUUAUUCUCUCAUGUCACAUCCUGCGUCUACCAACUCUAAGCCAAUUUCUGGGUUCUGGUCGAGCAACAACAGCACCCGUAGCUCCAAUGACUCUGUAACGUCGCUCCCGCUUGGUAUCGAUAUGCCGGCCCCAAGUCUUCCACAAUUCCCAAAUUUUGCAAAACUGGCCAUCACGACCCAAUCAUCUACGUCUUCGCCGGCUCCUCACAGCUCAGUCGUAUCUUCACCCCAGCUAGCACCCCAAAGAAGCACGCCGUCUCCGAGUAGAUCUUCUUUACCCACACAGGGUGUAUCUAACCCCCAGAAAGAGGCUGGGGAAGAUAACAGACGGUCGGGACCUCCUCAAUUCAAAUCUAAAAACAAUAACCAGAAUUCUAACAGUAACCAGACAAAAUAUGCCGAGAGUAUACAAGAGGGGAAUGGUAUUAGACGGUUAUCUGCACUCAUGUCAAAACCACGCGCUGUAUUUCAGCAAACCCAUCAUGAAACAAGUGAACCUCCGUCUGCUUAUGCUUCACCACAUCUAUUGGUUCCAAAGGAACUCGAGGCCUUUGGUAACUUGGAUGGGACACAACAACAAAACCAUGAAGUUUUGCGACGCGUUAAGCAUAUUGAAGGGCAUACGAUGGUUGAGAUGCUACAUCAUGAACUUUCAAAUUUCCAUGGCCACAGGUGUGUAUGUGGACAGCAGGUAGGAGAAGAAGGUAUGGGAGUUCUCCAACGUCAGCCUGUUUUCAUGUAUUGUCAAGAUUGUCAUUUGGUUACCCAUGCUGUCUGCACCAGUCAAAUAUUACACCCCUGCCUCCCGGCAUGCUUUGAUGAGGCCAAGAUCCAAGCUUCCUUUUUGCGUAUGUUCGCCUCACUCCUCUGCAACUAUCGAUCUGGAAUUGUAGAUGGCGUGCAGGAACAUGGCGGAAAUGGGUUCGCCGCCUCGUUUGCAGAGUAUUCAGUCGAUAAGAACGGGGUUCUUUUCUUCUCAAAAGACAAGUUUUUAAAGCAAUCCGAUAAAGACACACGGAUAUUCCUGUCCAAUCUAGCCAAUUCCCAAAUGUUCAAUCAAUUCAUUACCGACAGACUAGCAAAGUCUUCCAAAGAUCCUGAGAUUCUUGUGUUUGAUGAGUACAUCAAAUUGAAGCUGAACCGAUCAAAGCUAAAGUUUGUCAAAGAAAGCACACCUUUUCUUAACGAUGACUCCUAUCGUGUUUCCCAAACAGUUAGGGCUUCUUCUCCAGAUGAUAUUAGACAUGGUUGCCUAUAUACAGGAAAACGCUUCCCUAUUCAUCUACAAAUAAUGGACGAUUAA
Phycomyces blakesleeanus NRRL 1555(-) is the source of this 3219-nucleotide messenger RNA. RefSeq lists its product as hypothetical. The transcript is spliced from 16 exons. The coding region runs from base 1 to 3219 and encodes 1072 amino acids. Gene Ontology annotation, cellular component: cytoplasmic vesicle. NCBI's taxonomy places the organism in Eukaryota, Fungi, Mucoromycota, Mucoromycetes, Mucorales, Phycomycetaceae. The record is from RefSeq and is a predicted model, not a curated record. Gene Ontology annotation, biological process: regulation of Rab protein signal transduction.